AUUCACUUUUCUUUGCUGCUGGCCAGCACCUUUUUUCUCUCUUUUCUAUUCUCCUAAUUUUCUUCUCUUUCUUUGUAUAAUGCGUCCAUCAUUCACUCUCUCUUUUGUUUUGGCUUUGGCACUGGUUGUCUUGACCAUUUCUGAUUCUCUCGUUUCCGCCGUUCCUGUACCGGGUAAAAUUUACCGUGGCUCUAACACACCUAGACCUGUUUCUGGUGGCUUCCGCACGCAAGAUGCGUUAACGAAACCAGGCAAAAAUCCAUCUGAUCCACUAAAAGCCGCCGAUCCUAAAUUCAAGAAAGACGAUCAAGGCAACAAUCUAAAAGAUUCAAAAGGGAACAAUAUAAACGAUAAAGUUCAAGGUGAUACAAACAUUCCUGCACAACAAGGUACUUGUGUUGGACUUUCGUGCAAUACAGACCCAGCAAAAGCCUCCAAAGGUAAAACACAUUGGAUCGAUACAGAUGAUCCGGCAACACAACAAAAAUUGAAGGAUGCAAAUUUGGUAGCAACUCCUGACGGUGAUCAGCCUGGUAGGGACCCUGGCCAUGUCAGUAUUCAAUCCACAAAAGACAUGCCCGCCAAAGAACUGCAAGACGGUAUCAACGGCCUUGGCUGGAAGCCGACAGAAAAGAAAAGACGAGCUACCUGGUAA
Molecule: messenger RNA, 655 nt
Organism: Meira miltonrushii
Lineage: Eukaryota; Fungi; Basidiomycota; Exobasidiomycetes; Exobasidiales; Brachybasidiaceae
Exons: 3
Coding region: 80-655 (191 amino acids)
Source: RefSeq, a predicted model, not a curated record